Messenger RNA from Penicillium malachiteum, 1194 nucleotides. Its product is annotated as putative cell division protein kinase (Ctk1). Gene Ontology annotation, cellular component: nucleus; cytoplasm. The coding region runs from base 1 to 1194 and encodes 397 amino acids. The transcript has 5 exons. Gene Ontology annotation, biological process: protein phosphorylation. Gene Ontology annotation, molecular function: ATP binding; cyclin-dependent protein serine/threonine kinase activity; transcription coregulator activity. The record is from RefSeq and is a predicted model, not a curated record. NCBI's taxonomy places the organism in Eukaryota, Fungi, Ascomycota, Eurotiomycetes, Eurotiales, Aspergillaceae.
AUGGAUUGGCAUCAGGACUUGGGCUUCACAGACCGAUUAAGAGCCAUUCAAUCUCUUACCACGGCAUAUCAGCAAGCAUCCUCCACAGCUGCUUUUGCCGAGGCUCAAGCUCAGGCCAGACAAUAUGAAAAUGAAGCUUACGAUCAAUCUACCUCAAAGGAAGAAUACGAUCAUAAAUGCCAGGAAGGAAUUGAUGCAGCAGAGACUAGAGCCACUACAACUCAUAGUUCAGGCUCCAACCAAGAUGUCGUCCUAAACUCUCAGUUGGAGAACCAGUCACCUGCUGAAUCGUCAACUGGUGAAAAAUUUGGUCAUUACACAGCCUGCUCUCCCCAUUUUGAUGGUCUACACUCCAGCAUCUACAAAGCUAAUGCAGAGGACGGAUCUGUGCGAGCAAUUAAAAUAACCGUCCCUCAUUUGAUGACAGCACCCCACGAUGCUAUCCGGGAAAUUCGACUGCUUCAUGAAGCAUCUCAUCCAAAUGUUGUCUGCUUGAUAGAGACAUUUAAGCUGGAUGAAGGGCGACUAGUGCUCGUUUUCCCAUUUUUCCGGUUCGAUUUUGAAAAACUUCUUCGGCGUGACUUGGUCACUGCCAACCAGACGCGUUCCAUAUUGAAAGACAUGUUCUCUGCGCUGGCUUAUAUACACAAAAUUGGGAUCAUCCAUCGAGAUAUCAAGCCCUCCAAUAUCCUCAUGGAUUCGCCUGAUGGGCCAGCAUAUUUGGCUGAUUUUGGGAUCUCCUGGAAGGAGGGCGAUCCUGGGUGCGAGAUUUCCAAUGAGAAAAUCACCGAUGUGGGAACGACUUGCUACCGCGCACCUGAGAUUUUAUUUGGAUAUCGGGGAUACGACACAACGUUAGAUCUCUGGGCAGCAGGAUGUGUGGUUGCGGAAGCCACCGUCGUCGGGCAUCGGUCCCUUUUUGAUUCCGGGCCCCUGGGUAGUGAUCUUUCACUGAUCCACUCUAUCUUCCAGAGGCUAGGCACUCCAGAUGAAAAUAGCUGGCCAGGUAUCCAUGUGCUGCCCGAUUGGGGCAAAGUAGAAUUCCACCCCUUCUCGGCGCAGUCCUGGGAUGAUAUCUUGCCCGGUGCAUCAUCUAAAGGCCGAGACCUAGUCCGCCAGAUGGUAUGUUAUGAGAGUAGUCAGCGACUCUCUGCUGAAGAGGCCCUCCAACACCCGUACUUCUCCACACCUUAA